GCCUGUGUUAUUGUUGUCAGGGCGGAGAGACGCCGCUAAUACUGUAGCCUCUUCUCCGAGAUGUCCACGCCGCUCGACAAGCUCUCCCCCCACGGCGUGCGGGCAUGUCCUCUGCCGGCCCCCAGGCAGUCGUACGCGGCGAGGAGGAGCCUGGCCGCGGCGGCGAUCGGCGGCAGGAAGAUGACACAUCCCGGGAAGGCUAUCCUAGCAGGUGGCAUCGCGGGCGGGAUCGAGAUCUGCAUCACCUUCCCCACGGAGUACGUGAAAACGCAGCUGCAAUUGGACGAGCGAGCCAAUCCUCCACGGUAUCGAGGAAUCGGUGACUGCGUGAAGCUGACUGUGCAGGAUCAUGGUCUCAGAGGCUUGUAUCGAGGGCUCAGUUCACUCCUUUACGGAUCAAUUCCCAAAUCUGCAGUGAGAUUCGGCACUUUCCAGAUCCUCAGCAAUCCCAUGCGGGACGCCACGGGCCGGCUGGACAACAGGGGGAGCCUCGUGUGCGGUUUGGGAGCGGGCAUCACAGAAGCCAUUUUCAUCGUGUGCCCCAUGGAAACGCUUAAGGUGAAGAUGAUCCACGACCAGUGCUCGCUCAGGCCUCGCUACAGAGGCUUCUUUCACGGCGUCAGCGAGAUCAUCAGAGAGCAAGGUGUGAGGGGGACGUAUCAAGGUCUGACGGCGACGGUGCUUAAGCAGGGAACCAAUCAGGCCAUCCGAUUCUAUGUGAUGAAUGCGCUACGCAACUGGUACAAAGGGGAUGACACCAGAAAAGAACUGCACCCUAUCGUCACGGCCAUGUUUGGAGCCACAGCGGGAGCCGCCAGCGUUUUUGGAAACACACCUUUGGACGUGGUGAAAACCAGGAUGCAGGGUCUGGAUGCCCACCGCUACAGGAACACUCUGGACUGUGCCUUCCAGAUCCUCAAACAAGAAGGACCGCUGGCGUUCUACAAAGGGACCGUUCCCCGGCUCGGCCGUGUGUGCUUGGACGUGGCCAUCGUCUUUGUCAUCUACGAGGAGGUGGUCAAACUGCUGAACAACGUGUGGCAGACCCCCGAGGCGCACUAGAAAGUCUAAAGUGCCCCAAAAAAGCGCAAUCUCAACACCAGUGAAGCUGCUCGACUACUUUCACCUUACGCGUCAAGACAUUUCAGGGACUGAACACGCCGAUAAGGUGUGGAGAAUGCAAUUUGGAGUGGGGGUUUUUUUAGCAGUGAAGUCAAAAAGAAAGGACUAAACAUUGUUAGAAGAAGAAUCAUCAACCAAAGUUAUCAACGAUAAAUGGACAGAAAGUUGACUGCGUUCAGAAAGGGAGAUUUUGUUCAUGUGGACAAAAUCAAUAGGAUAUUACAUUCAUAAACUCAUCCAAGCAUGCAUUUACGGACCUUGCUUUGUUCACUGGAAACAAGAAAGGGUCUUUACCCUGCAUAGAAAAUGUGAUGAGAUGAAGAAUUCCAGGCUCUUGGGUUAGCACAGGGGUAGGGAACCUAUGGCUUGCGAGCCAGAUGUGGCUCUUUUGAUGACUGCAUCUGGCUCUCAGAUCAAUCUUAACUGACAUUGCUUAACAUGAUAAGUGAAGUGAAUUAUAUUUAUAUAGCGCUUUUUCUCUAGUGACUCAAAGCGCUUUACAUAGUGAAACCCAAUAUCUAAGUUACAUUUAAACCAGUGUGGGUGGCACUGGGAGCAGGUGGGUAAAGUGUCUUGCCCAAGGACACAACGGCAGUGACUAGGAUGGCGGAAGCGGGAAUCGAACCUGCAACCCUCAAGUUGCUGGCACGGCCUCUCUACCAACCGAGCUAAACCGCCAUAAGUAAUGAAUGAUUCCACUUGUAAUCACAGGGUUAAAAAUAAUGUUCAAAAUAUAAAACAUUCUCAUGCAUUUUUAAUCCAUCCAUCUGUUUUCUACCGCACCCGUUCAAGAAUUUGCGUUAAUGGUAAGAAGUUAUUUAUUUAUUCUUGGUUAGUGUGGGGCUUGCCCGCCUGGGGCUUGUCAGACCACCAAGGACCAACAUGAGAGCCUGUUUCAGGGUUACAAUAUUGUUUUAUUUUUCAAUAAGUCUCUCAGUUGCUUUCCAGCAAUUGUAUCUUUCUCUUUCGUUUUCGCUCGCGCUCUGGCUCCAGCCCCAACCCUGUCUCUCCUCCUGGCUGCUGCUUAUAACAGAGUGACAGGUGAUUAGAUAACAAGAUGGGCAUCUACGCACCUGUCGCUGAUUUCGAGGCCGGUCCUGGCACACCCCAUUUCGCUGCAGGCCAGCAGGCCACGCCCCCUCCACAGUUAGCUCGAGAAUAACAAUGUUAUUACAAAGAAUAAGAGACCUAUUAUACUCUAGAAAUGUUGGUCUUACUUAAAUAUGCUUGCGUUUAGUUUUGUUCAGUGUAAAAAAAAACAUUAUAUGGCUCUUAUGGAAAUACAUUUUAAAAUAUUUGGCUUUUUGGCUCUCUCAGCCAAAAAGGUUCCCGAACCCUGGGUUAGCACAUUCUAAUAAUUUUGUCCAUAUCGUGUAAGAGGUGUUUUUUGUUUUGUCACAGGUAUGCGUUUAGUACUAACACCGAAAAUGUGUCUUUGGGUUAACUGGGGGUGGUGGACUGGGGAAAAGACAGUUGGGGUCACAAUUGUGGCACGAAAAUGUUAACGUUCUAUUCUUCACAUGUAGCGUACACGGUGCAGUUUACCCGCAGAUGCUGGUUAGCACGUUAGCUUUAAGUAUCCCAUACUUUCUGUCGUCUUGCCAAGAGUCGCUGCUAAGUUGAGUCCAAGUCGUCUUUAAAGGCCUACUGAAAUUAGAUUUUCUUAUUCAAACAGGGAUAGCAGGUCCAUUCUAUGUGUCGUAUUUGAUCAUUUCGAAAUAUUGCCAUAUUUUUGCUGAAAGGAUUUAGUAGAGAACAUCGACGAUAAAGUUCGCAACUUUUGGUCGCUAAUAAAAAAGCCUUGCCUGUACCGGAAGUCGCAGACGAUGACGUCACCCAUUAAUGGCUCCUCACAUUGUUUUUAAUGGGAGCCUCCAACAAAAAGAGCUAUUCGGACCGAGAAAACGACUAUUUCCCCAUUAAUUUGAGCGAGGAUGAAAGAUUCGUGGCUGAGUAUAUUGAUAGCGAAGGACUAAAUAAAAAAAAAAGACGAUUGCAUUGUGAGCGAUUCAGAUGUUUUUAGACACAUUUACUAGGAUCAUUCUGGAAGAUCCCUUAUCUGAUUAUUGUUUUAAUAGUGUUUUAGUGAGAUUUUAGAGACUGUAAAGACAUACUUCGAGGUCGGAUGGCUGCGGUGAACACAAAGUGUCUCAAAGAGAAGCCGAGGAGCCAAGCUCACAGCUGCCUUUUUUGACAUGACAGCUGCUGCAGGACGACAAAUAAUCCAUUGAUGUCUCCGGUAAGAUAUAUAUCACAAUUUCCCCAUCCAAAAACAUGCUGGUUGACGUAGAGAAAACAUGUUAGCUUGACCGCUCCGCUUCACAACAAAGAAACACCGUCUGUGUCUCGGCGCUAAAGACAGCUGCAAUCCACCGCUUUCCACCAACAGCAUUGUUCUUUAUAGUCUCCAUUAUUAAAUGAACAAAUUGCAAAAGAUUCAGCAACACAGAUGUCCAAAAUACUGUGUAAUUACGCCAUGAACAGAGACGACUUUUAGCCCGUGUUUGGUGCAGCGCUAAUAUUUCCUUACAGUCCGUGACAUCAUUCCGUGACGUUUUCAACAAGAAACUUGCAGGAAAUUUAAAAUUGCAAUUUAGUAAACUAAAAAGGCCGUAUUGGCAUGUGUUGCAAUGUUAAUAUUUCAUCAUUGAUAUAUAAACUAUCAGACUGUGUGGUGGGUAGUAGUGGCUUUCAGUAGGCUUUUAAGCUUUGGGUAAAAAUGGUGAAAGCUUCAUCUUCGUCUUAAAAUGAUUGCAGUGUUUUUUUUAUGUUUUUACAACUAUUUAUUGUUCUCAUUAACUCUUUGUAUAACAACAGUGUGUCUCAUUCAUGUCUAAUUCAAUGUUUACAGGGGCUUGACGAAGGAACUUGACAGGCUCAAUGACCAAAUAAGCUAACAUUUUGGAAGUUUGGAUCUGAGUGAAAACCGCUCUGCCUUGCCCAGAAGCCUUCAAGUCUCCUUUUUUCCAAACUGAAAACCUGAUCCCAUUUUGCAUCUUGAGCAGCACUACAUUGUUCAAAUUGUUACACUGUGCGUGUAUGCGCGCACAUUUGUUGGCGUCAACAUGGAUCUGUGCGAUUGUUUUGACUGUUACAAAAAGUAUAUCAGGUGGACAAUAACUAAGAUGGAGACUUUGUCGUGUGGUAUGUUGAAAUAAAACCUUGCUGGUGUCAUUAUUUAAACUAAAGUGUUUAUUUAUGGAAGAUAGUGUGGGGGCUUUCAUUAUACUUGCCAACAUUGAGACCUCCAAUUUAGGGGUUGGGGGGCGUGGUUAAGGGUCAAGUAUUUCAUAUAUGUUAAUAUAUAUAUAUAUAUAUAUAUAUAUAUAUAUAAGAAAUACUUGACUUUCAGUGAAUUAUAGCUAUAUAUAUUUAUUUUAUCAUAUAUAUAUAUAUAUAUAUAUAUAUAUAUAUACACACAGGUUUCGUCCCAGACAAUAAGGCGCGCACUACGAGAUGAAGGCCUCCAUGCCAGAACUCCCAGGCGCACCCCUCUUCUGACUACCAGGCACAAGAAAAUAGACUCCAGUAUGCCAAAAAUCAUCUGGACAAACACCAAAGGAUUUGGGAAACUGUUCUAUGGAGUGAUGAGACAAAAGUGGAACUCUUUGGGCCUAUGAAUCAACGUUAUGUCUGAAGGAGAAAAAAUGAAGUUUACAAAGAAGAACACCUUCCCUACUGUUAAGCAUGGUGGGGGGUCAAUCAUGCUCUGGGGCUGUUUCUCUGCCUCAGGUACCGGGAAUCUCCAGCGCGUUCAAGGCAUUAUGAAUUAUAUUUUCUACCAGGAUAUAUUAGCUGCAAAUGUCAUGAAGUCAGUGACGAAGCUGAGGCUUGGGAGAUGUUGGACCUUCCAACAGGACAAGGAUCCCAAGCACACCUCCACAUCAACAUCAGAGUGGUUGCAGAAGAAGGGCUGGAAGACUCUGGAGUGGCCUUCACAGUCGCCAGACCUAAAUCCUCUAGAAAAGCUGUGGUGGGACUUGAAGAAGGCAGUUGCAGCACACAAGCUCAAGAAUAUGAAUGAACUGGAGGCCUUUGCCCAAGAGGAAUGGGCUAAAAUACCUGUAGAUGGUUGCAAGAAGCUUAUGUAUCACCUUUGAAGGAUGUCAUUACUGCCAAAGGGUGUUCUACUAAGUACUAAAGAUGCAUGGAACUAGGGGGUUGAAUCAUUUUGUCAAUGAGAUUUUAAGAAAAAUGUCCUUUUUUGGUAUUUUGUAAAAUACAGUGUUACAAUUUAAGUUGCAUUUGUCUAUUUGACACAUCUUUAUUUGAUAUGACUAUAAACAAAAUACGGAAUAAAUUUCCAACUUGCUAAAACACCAAAAUUGUGUGGGGGUUGAAUAAUUUUGAUCACAACUGAAUGUAUAUAUAAAUUAAAAAAAUAUUUGAAAUCAG
This is a messenger RNA of Nerophis ophidion (straightnose pipefish), 5517 nucleotides long. RefSeq names its product solute carrier family 25 member 1a (gene slc25a1a). The record is from RefSeq and is a predicted model, not a curated record. Lineage: Eukaryota; Metazoa; Chordata; Actinopteri; Syngnathiformes; Syngnathidae. Gene Ontology annotation, biological process: mitochondrial citrate transmembrane transport. The coding region runs from base 61 to 1062 and encodes 333 amino acids. The transcript has 9 exons.